AUGAAUUGUUUUUUAGGAGAAGGCACCAAAGCUAAAGACUUAGAUUCUAUUUAUAAUACUUUUUAUUUUAAUAAAUAAAGUCACCAAAAAGUUAUAAAUAGAUUUCCAUAUUGA
Messenger RNA from Paramecium primaurelia, 114 nucleotides. Lineage: Eukaryota; Ciliophora; Oligohymenophorea; Peniculida; Parameciidae. The record is from the annotation of a GenBank genome assembly.